Gracilinanus agilis (Agile Gracile Mouse Opossum) is the source of this 2094-nucleotide messenger RNA. RefSeq names its product UBA domain containing 1 (gene UBAC1). The transcript is spliced from 10 exons. NCBI's taxonomy places the organism in Eukaryota, Metazoa, Chordata, Mammalia, Didelphimorphia, Didelphidae. The record is from RefSeq and is a predicted model, not a curated record. Gene Ontology annotation, molecular function: protein binding. The coding region runs from base 246 to 1463 and encodes 405 amino acids.
GGCGGCGAGUGACAGGUCGCUACGGGGCUGGAAUCAGGGUCGGGGCCGGGAUCGGGACUCAGGUCUCUGGGGAUUAGCUUCUCUGCUUCUCUCGCUCGUCCCAUCGCGGUGACCUUCAUGGGCCUCAGGCCCCCCGCCCCAGGGCGGCUGAGGUGGGCCGUGUGAGGCGGCCGCGGGUGGCUUGAGGCCGAGGGUGACUGUGGCGAGCGAGGUCGGGCCCAGCCGAGGGCUGAGGGAGGGCGGCAAUGUUCGUGCAGGAGGAGAAGAUCUUCGCCAGGAAGGUCCUGAGGCUUCACAUCUGCACCAUGGAAGGCGCCGAAUGGCUGGAGGAGGUCACCGAGGAUACUACGGUGGAGAAGCUCAAGGAGCGCUGCCUCAAACAUUGUGUAAAUGUGAGCUUAGAAGACCCUAAAAGUGUAACACAUCAUAAAUUAAUACAUGCUGCUUCAGAGAGGGUUCUGACAGACACCAAAACUAUCAUAGAAGAAAACAUUCAAGAUAAAGAUGUCUUAUUACUGGUAAAAAAACGAGCUCCUCCUCCUCCUCCCAAGAUGACUGAUGUCUCAGCUGAGGAAAAGAAAAAGCAAGAACAGAAAGCUCCAGAUAAAGAUGCUAUUCUCAAAGCAACAGCGAAUAUUCCCUCCCACAGUGUGGACCGGACUGUGGCCCAUCACAGCAUGAGAGAUUUCCAGACAGAACUCAGGAAGAUCUUGGUUUCACUUAUAGAGGUGGCACAGAAAUUGUUAGCACUGAACCCAGAUGCAGUUGAAUUAUUUAAAAAGGCAAAUGCAAUGUUGGAUGAGGAUGAUGAUGACCGAGUAGAUGAAAUAGCUUUAAGACAACUUACAGAAAUGGGCUUCCCUGAGAAUAGAGCUGUGAAAGCACUUCGUCUCAAUCACAUGUCAGUAACACAGGCUAUGGAGUGGUUGAUAGAACAUGCAGAAGAUCCAACUGUGGACACACCUCUUCCAGGCCACACUUCAUUAGAAGCUGCAGGUGCUUCUGCCUCCUCCUCUCAAGCUUCUGGUGGACUAAAUACAGAAAAAGAGGAAGUCAAGGAUGAGCUAACAGAAAUCUUCAAGAAGAUCCGUAGGAAAAGAGAAUUUCGACCAGAUCCACGAGCUGUCAUUGCUCUGAUGGAGAUGGGAUUUGAUGAAAAGGAAGUGGUAGAUGCACUGAAAGUAAACAACAACCAGCAAAAUGCAGCCUGUGAAUGGCUGCUUGGUGACCGAAAACCCUCACCAGAAGAUUUAGAUAAGGGAAUUGAUCCAGAUAGUCCUCUUUUUCAAGCCAUCCUUGACAACCCAGUUGUGCAGUUAGGACUAACUAAUCCUAAAAUUUUGUUAGCAUUUGAAGAUAUGCUUGAAAACCCAUUAAAUAGCACCCAGUGGAUGAAUGACCCUGAGACAGGACCUGUCAUGCUACAGAUCUCCAGGAUCUUUCAGACGCUGAACCGCACCUAGGGUGAUGGACACCCUCCACUCUGCUGCUCCCGCUGCCCACAGCUUCAGGUUCCUCAUAGAAGAAGGAGCCGAGGAUUUGGGGGGGAGGGGAAGAAAAAAUAACUUUUGGUAUUUGGCUAGAGGCCCUUUUAGUUAUACUUCUCAAACAAGAAAGAAUGUAGCUUAUAGCUAGCUGGAAAUGUAGUUGCCUUAUGGAUUUAUUGGUAGUGGAAGCAGGGUUUGCAUUCAGUUAGAUUGAAUAAAAAAAUCCAUAUCUCAAAAAUACUCAUGCGAACAACUUACAUGGGAUUGUUUGAGACAGUAAUGACUGCUCUGGUUUUAUACCUUAUUGCUUAAAGAAAGAAUCUGUGAGGGUAGUUUACAAGUCAGUAUUUUUAGCAUCUGACCGAUGUUUACAAAAAAGUGACUGACCACUUCAGUGAGGAAUUAAAUGAUAUACUCAUCUCUAAAGAGUAUUAAGUUAUGAUUAUUAAAAUUAAAUGCUAUUUGAAUUGACCCUUAGUUUAAUUUUAAAAUCUAGAUGUUAUUUGAGAGAGCAUGUUUCAAUCCAAACUGUUAAUGUCAGACAUUCUAAUUUAAGUAGAUUCAUUCAUAGGUUAAAUUUCUUAAUAAAUAGUUUUCCUUUUUCCUA